Molecule: messenger RNA, 3760 nt
Organism: Diorhabda sublineata
Lineage: Eukaryota; Metazoa; Arthropoda; Insecta; Coleoptera; Chrysomelidae
Exons: 7
Biological process (GO): DNA integration
Molecular function (GO): nucleic acid binding
Source: RefSeq, a predicted model, not a curated record
AAAAAUUCUUCUAUGCAAAUUCUUCUUGCAAUCAGCAGUAAAAGGUGAAGCUGCAAAAUUAAUAGGUGACUUAGAAAGUACUGAUUCAAAUUAUGAAAUUGCAUGGGAUAUGUUAAAAGACAGAGCAUUAAGGCAACUAAAAGAACCCGUAGAUGAGUGGGACAGAAUUUUAUUAUUUUUAUUAGAAAAGAAACUUGACAAAUAUACACGUAAGGAAUGGGAAACUAAAAUACAUAAAAUAAAAUCCCCGAGAAUUGAUUUAUUUGUUGACUUUUUAAAGGAAAGAUGCAGCAUAAAUAAAAAUAUAAAUAAUAAUACCAAUGUAAAACAGAAUAAAGUGUUAAGUCACGCUUCUUUACAGACUAAAGAUGCAGUCUCUAGGCUAAAUUCAGUAAGGAAAUUAAAGGGUUGCGUGAAUUGUCUUCGCAAGGGCCACUUUGCUAAUGUUUGUAGAGGAUACAAUUGUAGCAUAUGUAACAAGAAACAUAACGUAUUAUUACAUAUAAAUGAAGCUAGUAAUGCAACUAAAUUUUUUAAUACUAAAGGAAAUUUGUCUAAUACAACAAAUAACGAAAAUGAACUUGAAAUUAAAUAUACAAUCGUCAAAAGUGGUGAAACUGCAUCCGAAAUUAAUAGUUUGAGUUCUACAAAUAUCUUCGAUGUUAAUAAUAAACCAGUGCGGUGCAGAGCUCUUUUGGAUUCCGGAAGCCAAAGUUCAUUUUGUACGACCGAGUUAGCACAUGCAUUGAAUUUACCAUAUAAAUCUGUUUCAAUUCCAGUAGUAGGUAUAAAUGCAACAAAUUCUACGAAUGUUUCUAAAAUUUUUCAGGCAAAAAUAAAAUCAAUUCAUACUGUAUUUGAAGCAAAUUUACCAUUUUUAGUCGUAGAUCAAAUUACAGAGAAGGUGAUGGCCGAUUUGUUGUUAAAUUACCUUUCAAAAAAACCUAUUUUUGGCCAAACUAGAGAUAUAGCUCUAAAGCGACUGAAGUCUGUAGAAAAAAGGGUGCUGAAUAAUAGUUACUUAAAUACGGAAUAUUCUAAAUUCAUGGAAGAUUAUUCCAAGUUGGGGCAUAUGUCUUUGGUAAACGAAUCUUUAGGGUCAGAAGUUAAAUUCAUUUUACCACACCACUGUGUACUAAAAUCUAGUUCUUUGACUACUAAAGUAUGGGUAGUUUUUGAUGGUUCCUGUAAAUCAACUAAUAAUAUCAGUCUGAACGACGUUUUGAUGGUGAGUCCAAUCAUACAACCUGAUAUAUUUAAUACAUUGUUAAGAUUUAGAAAGCACCAAAUUGCCUUUACGGCAGAUAUAGAGAAGAUGUACCGACAAAUAAAGUUACAUCCCUCGGAUCGACAAUUUCAACAUAUAUUAUGGCGAGAAGAUAAGUCCAAAUCGGUUCAAGAAUAUGAACUUAAUACUGUAACUUACGGCUUAGGUCCUAGUUCACUUUUAGCCACCAGAUGCUUGAAGCAACUGGCUAUAGAAAAUUCAAAGGAUUUUCCCGAGGCAAGUCACGUCAUAGAAAACAAUUUCUACAUGGAUGAUUUAAUCUCAGGAACCGACAGUGUAGAAGACGCCAUUCAUUUAAUCAAACACUUGAUAAAUAUUCUAGAUUCUGCUAAAUUUCCACUUCGAAAAUGGACGUCAAAUAGAACAGAAAUAUUUGAAAAUUUAAAUCUGGAUCUCUCUUCCUCUGAAUUUAUGAUUAAGAAUGGAUCCAGUACAAAAACGUUAGGAGUCUUUUGGUUCUCCUUAGAGGACGUUUUUAGUUAUUCCGCUAACAAAUUAAGUAUAAAAACUUAUACCAAAAGAUCGAUUCUAUCUAUAAUAUCACAAGUUUUUGAUCCGUUGGGAUUAAUCGCCCCGGUGACAAUAACGGCAAAAAUUUUACUGCAAAAAUUGUGGUCACUCAAGGUAAGUUUAGCUUGUGCAAAAUCCAAGGUAGCACCUUUGAAAACAAUUACCCUUCCCCGUCUGGAGCUUAUGGCAGCACUUUUAGGUGCACAAUUAGCUUCAAGGCUACUGGAAUCAUUGAAUUUAUCCUUUGAUAAAAUAAUGUUUUGGUGUGACUCCACAAUUACAUUGGCGUGGAUAAAAAGGGAACCUAGUACUCUUAAGACUUUUGUAGCUAACAGAAUAUCUCAAAUUCAAAGCUUAACGAUGGACAAGGAAUGGAGAUAUGUGCCUUCUUCGGAAAAUCCAGCCGAUUUCAUAUCAAGGGGAGUACAACCUUCAGAAAUUAGCUCAUAUAAAAUGUGGUGGAAUGGGCCCUCCUUUUUGCCGCAUUCUAGCCAAUGGCCUUUAGCUCCAAAUAAUGGUAUUACAAAUUUACCAGAAACAAAACUUUCUAUAAAUUUAACCUUGGGAGCACAAAUAUGCAAUGAUUUUGACAUAAUAUCUAAAUACUCUAAUUACAAAACUUUAUUGCAUGUGACUGCGUAUUUAUUUAGGUUUGCAUCGAAUUGCAAAAGGUCAGUAAAACUCAGAAAUUUAGGUGAACUAACUUUGGGAGAACUUGAUAUCGCCAAAUGUACUUUGAUAAAAUCAGUGCAGUACAAGAAUUUUAAACCAGAAAUAGACAAACUCAAAUCAGGAAAACAGAUUUCACAUAAAAGCAAAUUGCUUCUUCUUUCACCAUUCUUAGAUUCCGAAAACAUAUUGAGAGUUGGUGGCAGGCUGAACAAAUCUGAUCUAUUUUAUAACCAAAGGCAUCAAAUUAUCUUACCAUGUAAGGAUUAUUUCACAGAAUUAAAUGUUAAUCAUGAGCACAAAAGGCUUUUUCACGCUGGUACUCAAACAGUACUAGCUACCAUUCGAAAUGAGUUUUGCCCUCUUUCUGGUCGCCAAGUUAUCCGCAGAGUUUUACGAAAAUGUGUAAAAUGUUUUCGAGUACAGCCUACUGGGCUAAUUCAAAGAAUGGGUGAACUACCUUCAUCAAGGGUUAAACCAUCAAAGCCAUUUCAUACGGCCACUCACUUAGAACUAGUUAGUGAUCUUACCUCUGAUGGCUUCCUUAAUGCAUUCAAAAGAUUUAUUUCUCGUCGUGGUUUAUGUAGGCACAUUUAUUCAGAUAAUGCAAGUACCUUUGUAAAGGCAAAUAAGGAUUUAUUAAAGUAUUUUGAAUUAAGCCAAUCUCUAGUUGUUCAAGAGUUUAUAACCGAUAACUUGAUUACUUGGCAUUUCAAUCCUCCUUACUCUCCUCAUAUGGGAGGAUUGUGGGAACGUGCAGUUCGCUCUACUAAAUACCAUUUGAAACGUGUACUAAACAACACUUACCUUACUUAUGAAGAAUUUUAUACUCUUCUAUCUCAAAUUGAGGGCAUCCUAAAUUCUCGCCCUCUCCUUCCUCUUACCGAAGAUCCUGAUGAUCUACAGCCUUUGACUCCAGCACACUUCUUAAUCGGUACUGCGAUUCAAACAAUUCCAGAGCCAGCUGUUCCUGCUGACCAUAAAAUUCAGUUAUCUCGAUACAAGCACAUUACUAUGAUGAUACAGCACUUUUGGACUAUGUGGUCCAAGGACUACUUGAACUUACUCCAGCAGCGACCCAAAUGGCGAGGUACUCAAAUUGACUCUAUCCAAGUGGGAUCUAUGGUGCUCUUAAAGGAAGAUGGUACCCCUCCAAUGAGUUGGAAAUUGGGACGCAUAGUAAAGACUCAUCCAGGCAGUGAUGGACUUGUUAGAGUAGUGACAGUAAAGACUUACAGUGGUAUCACUAAACGUGCUAUAAAUAAGAUAUGUGUUUUACCUAUAGACGAUUAA